Molecule: messenger RNA, 563 nt
Organism: Cercopithifilaria johnstoni
Lineage: Eukaryota; Metazoa; Nematoda; Chromadorea; Rhabditida; Onchocercidae
Source: the annotation of a GenBank genome assembly
GUAGUGAUGUUGCAAAUGCGGUAUUGGAUGGCAGCGAUUGUGUUAUGUUAAGCGGUGAAACAGCGAAAGGGGACUAUCCCGUAUUAACACUAAUAACUAUGGGCAAGUUAUGUCUGGAAGCGGAAUUGACCGUAAACUAUCAAGAAGUAUUCCGUGAGACUCUUCUUUGUCUGAAGAAACCAUCAGAUGUCACACAUACGAUUGCAAUUGCAGCCGCUUCGGCAGCAAUUUCAUGCAAUGCAAGUGCUAUCGUAGUGCUAACUACCAGCGGACACUCCGCUGGUUUGGUAAGCCGUUACCGUCCAAUGGCGCCUAUUAUUGCAAUAACUCGAGAAGAGCAAGUUGCACGACAAAUGCACCUAUUUCGUGGUGUUCAUCCAGUGUUUUAUACCGUACCAAAAAAUGAGGAUUGGAGAGCUGAUAUUGAUCUACGAGUGGCUCACGGUAUGAGAGAAGGACAAGCUCUUGGCUUUAUUAAAUCGAGUGAUUUGAUCAUUAUUGUCACAGGAUGGUCCAAAGGAUCCGGAAAUACGAACACAAUGCGCAUUAUCAGAGUACCAUGA